UUCCACACAUAUAUACACAAAAGCGGCACCAUGCAAGACAUAGAACGGGCACACGUUCCUAAAGAUGUGGAUGUUGCGGCAGCUUCAAGAGGAGUUUGGCUCGUCAAAGUACCGAAGUAUCUGUCAGAAAAGUGGAAGAAAAGUUCAGGAAAUAAUGAUGUUGGGAAGCUGAAAAUAACAACCUCUAAGUUUCCUGAUCAGAAACCAAAUGUUGUGUUCACACUGAAUGACAGUCUUGCCAAUCAGAAGAUACCGGGAGAGCAGCCAUGUCCUAAAGAACACAAGAUGAAACUCACAGGGCUGGGUAACCAGAACCUUGUUGUAUUCUCUCAAGUACCAUUACCUACCUCCAAAGAAGGAGAAGCGGGAAAGUCUGAGUCCAUGCCCACAGAGAAAAUUGCCCUGGAGGGCCGAGUAAUUCAGCGGGCAGAAUGUACACCAUUGAUCAAAGAUCACAAAUAUCUCGACCUAAAAAGACUGCAUACGGAGGUUACCAACCGUCCAAGGAGAGAGGUCAUACAGAUCGAUACUGUCGUAACGUCUUACAAACCUGUCAGUAACCACAAAUUCAAUAUAAUGCACGAUGAAAAGGUGAAGAAUGAUGGAAAGAGGCUACGAGCCGACAAAGACAAGGUUAUGGACAUGCUCUUCAAUGCAUUUGAAAAACAUCAGUAUUACAAUGUAAAGGACUUGGUUACUCUUACAAAACAGCCCAUCACGUAUCUAAAGGAAAUUUUGAAGGAGAUCUGCACAUAUAACAUGAAGGCUCCUCAUCGUAAUAUGUGGGAAUUAAAACCAGAAUACAGACAUUACAAGGAACAGGCCUCCACAGAUGGGUGACAGAUUGGACUCGGCUACAGUAAUAAAUACCAUCAAACAGAUGACAACUCUCAGAGACUCGGCUACAGUAAUAGAUACCAUCAAACAGUUAACUAAUAUUACGUCCCCCGGACUGAUAUUACUUCAUUCGGUGUGAUUUGGCAUCACCCGGCUGAUACUGCGUCACCUGUGGCUGAUAUUACGUCACCCGGGCUGAUAUUACGUCACCUGGGCUGAUAUUACUUCACCUGGGCUGAUAUUACGUCACCUGGGCUGAUAAUACGUCACCCGGGCUGAUAAUACGUCACUUGUGGGUGAUAUUACGUCAACUGGGCUGAUAUUACGUCACCCGGUGUGAUUUGACGUCACCCGGCUGAUAUUAUGUCACCUGUGGCUGAUAUUAUGUCAACCGGGCUGAUAUUAUGUCACCCGGGGUGAUUUUACAUCACCUGGCUGAUAUUACGUCAACCAGGCUGAUAUUACAUCCCCUGGGCUGAUAUUAUGUCACCCGGGGUGAUUUGACGUCACCCGGCUGAUAUUACGUCACCUGGGGUGAUAUUACAUCACCUGGGCUGAUAAUACGUCACCUGGGCUGAUAUUACGUCACCCAGGGUGAUUUGACGUCACCUGGCUGAUAUUACGUCAACUUGGCUGAUAUUACGUCACCUGGGCUGAUAUUACGUCACCCGGCUGAUAUUAUGUCACCUGGGCCGAUUUUACGUCACCUGGCUGUUAUUACAUCACCUGAGGUGAUAUUACGUCACUCAGGCUGAUAUUACGUCACCUGGGCUGAUAUUACGUCACUCGGGUUGAUAUUACGUCACUUGGGGUGAUUUGAUGUUACCCGGCUGUUAGUACGUCACAUGUGGCUGAUGUUACGUCAGCCAAGGGCUUAUAUUACGUCACCUUGGCUGAUAUUACAUCACCCAGGUUGAUAUUACGUCACCUGGGCUGAUAUUACGUCACUCGGGCUGACAUUACGUCACCUGGCAUGGGGUGAUUUGACGUUACCCGGCUGUUAUUACGUCACCUGUGGCUGAUAUUACGUCAGCCAAGGGGUAAUAUUACAUCAGCCAAGGGCUGAUAUCAAGGUCUAAAAUUUGUGAUAUCAAAAUUGUCACGUAAUAACCUUUAAAUAUUUAGUGCACAUUAGUUGCAGUAUUAUAAUAUAUAUAGAGAGAGGAUAUCAGACGGUAAGAAUUAAAUUAAUAUUUCUAUUUUGAUAUCCUGAAAUAAGCCAGUAUUUCCUGAUAAGAGGCUCUUAUGUCACUAUUGCUGUUUAUUUGACUGUUUUUGGCAUAUUCAGUCAGUAAUACAAGAUUGUAUGGGGAAAAAAUUGGUGAAUACAAGUUAUCAUUAAUAUGUGUAUUAUGAAAACACAGUUAUAUGAGGGAAGUAUGUGUUGCAUGUGGAUAUUACUGGUUUGUAUGUUUAUAUUGCAAGUGUAAGUGGUAAGUUGUAUAUACAUGUGCAUAGGGAUGAAAGUAUUAUUGUACAUGUUUAUACAGAGUAGAGCGAGUAUUGUUGUACAUGUAUAUACAGAGGAGAGCGAGUAUUGUUGUACAUGUACAGUCGACUGUAUAUAGAGGAGGGCGAGUAUUGUCGUACCUGUUUAUACAGAGGAGAGCGAGUAUUGUUGUACAUGUACAGUCGACUGUAUAUACAGAGGAGAGCGAGUAUUGUCGUACAUGUAUAUACAGAGGAGAGCGAGUAUUGAUGUUCAUGUUUAAACAGAGGAGAGCGAGUAUUGUUGUACAUGUUUAUACAGAGGAGAGCGAGUAUUGUCGUACAUGUAUAUACAGAGGAGAGCGAGUAUUGUUGUACAUGUUUAAACAGAGGAGAGCGAGUAUUGUCGUACAUGUAUAUACGGAGGAGAGCGAGUAUUGUUGUACAUGUAUAUACGGAGGAGAGCGAGUAUUGUUGUACAUGUUUAAACAGAGGAGAGCGAGUAUUGUCGUACAUGUAUAUACGGAGGAGAGCGAGUAUUGUCGUACAUGUAUAUACAGAGGAGAGCGAGUAUUGUUGUACAUGUAUAUACAGAGGAGAGUGAGUAUUGUCGUACAUGUUUAUACAGAGGAGAGCGAGUAUUGUCAUACGUGUUUAAACAGAGGAGAGCGAGUAUUGUUGUGCAUGUUUAUACAGAGGAGAGCGAGUAUUGUCGUACAUGUUUAUACAGAGGAGAGCGAGUAUUGUUGUACGUGUUUAUACAGAGGAGAGUGAGUAUUGUCAUACUUGUAUAAUAUUGGUCAGAUAAACCUGUCCAGACUGACACGCUUAGUAUGAUAUCAGAUUAACCUGUCUAAUCUGACAUUGGGAAUUAUAAUGGUCAGAUUUUCCUGUCUUAUCUGUAGUUUCAAGAUGUGUUUGUAUAGUCAUUUAGAACAUUUUGUAAAUGUUUUUUAUAUACAUUGUAUUUUGUGAACAUAUUUUCAAAAGAAAGUUUGCACUCCCUUGAUAGAAAACUGUACUUCAAAGAUAGCUCAGAUAAUAAUUUGAAAGUGAAGAGAUGAGAUUGUGAAAUACAUAUUAUAUGACCUGACUUUUUGACGAUAUGGAGUUAUUUGUUUAUAAAGCAGAGACUUACUUUUCUUUAGAUAUAUACAUACAUGUAUAGUAAUAGGAUGUUUUUUGAUGAGCCUUUCAAUGCCUUUGUUACAUCAGUAAGCUUGUCUUAAUUGAUGGAAGAUUGUGUUUUCUGUCUCCUGUCAUAAUGAAAAUUUUCAGGUGAAUGAGAAUGAAGAUUAGUUUUACAUUUCAGUGGAUGAAUCUUUUGUACGCAUGAAUAUUGUAGUGAUUUUGUAUGUUUGGUGCAUUUGUCUUUAAAACGAGACAAUUAAAAGAUGACAAAACAAUCUU
This is a messenger RNA of Pecten maximus, 3675 nucleotides long. RefSeq names its product general transcription factor IIF subunit 2-like. Lineage: Eukaryota; Metazoa; Mollusca; Bivalvia; Pectinida; Pectinidae. The record is from RefSeq and is a predicted model, not a curated record. Gene Ontology annotation, biological process: transcription initiation at RNA polymerase II promoter; transcription by RNA polymerase II. Gene Ontology annotation, cellular component: transcription factor TFIIF complex. The coding region runs from base 31 to 840 and encodes 269 amino acids. The transcript is spliced from 8 exons.